Molecule: messenger RNA, 1176 nt
Organism: Guyanagaster necrorhizus
Lineage: Eukaryota; Fungi; Basidiomycota; Agaricomycetes; Agaricales; Physalacriaceae
Product: homoserine O-acetyltransferase
Exons: 5
Coding region: 1-1029 (342 amino acids)
Biological process (GO): L-homoserine metabolic process
Molecular function (GO): homoserine O-acetyltransferase activity
Source: RefSeq, a predicted model, not a curated record
AUGUCGCGGUUGAACAACAUAAUAUCCCAGUCCUAUUUCAUUGUCCCCAGGUUCACCCUAGAAUCUGGUGUGGAGCUGCGUGACGUUCUUGUUGCCUGCAAGACCUGGGGUCACCUAAAUGCAACAAAGGACAAUGUUAUGAUUAUUUGCCACGCUUUUACUGGCAGUGCCGAUGUUGAUGACUGGUGGGGUCCGCUGAUGGGAAUGGGGAAAGCCUUCGAUCCCAAGCGGUUUUUCAUUUUCUGUGCAAACGUUAUUGGGUCACCCUACGGUACUUCUUACGGACCUGAAUUUCCUGCUUCAACUGUACGUGAUGAUGUCCGGCUUCAUAAACUUGUACUUGAUCACCUAGGCACUGCCGUACUAGAAUUGCCGCUCUGCACAUCACCCAACUACGUCCGCCGUGUUGUUCCUAUCGCUACAUCGGCUCGCCAUUCGGCCUGGUGCAUCAGCUGGGGUGAAGCGCAGCGUCAAUCAAUCUACAGCGACCCCCAUUAUGCCGACGGUUACUAUUCCUCGCAACCCGCCUCGGGACUGGCUGCAGCUCGUAUGGCCGCUUUGCUCACCUACCGCUCGCGUGACUCCUUCGAUAAACGGUUCGGCCGGAAGUAUCAGUUAAAAGAGUCUCCACCACAGACGCUUAAUGCACUUUCGGCCUACAAUGACGGCCAUAAAAUUUCACAAAAUGGCUGCACUCCGUCGCUAGCGCCAAAUAUCUUCUCUGCUCAAAGCCAUCUUCGCUACCAGGGCCACAAGUUCAUUGCUAGGUUCGACGAUCUAUCACGGGGCAGACAUAGCCUUGCUCGUGCACUCUCUCAGCUUCCCCGAGGCGCUCUAGUCAUCGGCAUCGCUACAGACGGCCUGUUUACAACAACGGAACAGCGGGAGAUUGCUGCUCAUAUUCCUGAUUCCGAACUGGUUAUCAUACCGUCACGAGAUGGACAUGAUGGGUUUCUGUUGGAAUUUGAAGCUAUCAAUAACCACGUAAUGAGGUUUCUCAAAACGCAACUACCAGAAGUGUACGGAUGACGAUUCGAAGUGAAGAAGACGAGUAUUCUCGGAGAAGCCGAGGUGGGUAUUACGCAAUAGUAGAGAAACGAGAUUCAUUUCAUUGCUUGAUGAUUCCUUGAGAAGGAAGCUAUACAAGAGUCCGUCCGCGCACGAUACCGAACACCC